AUGGAUUUAAAGAAUAAUUAUAUAGAAGAAACAAAACUUUUAAAACACUUAACAACAAAUUUAAUCAUUAAUGCGGAAAAUGAUCGAUUAUUGUUGAUUAAUUUAAAAGAUUUGAGUGAAAUUUUAGCAGCUCUACCCAAAGAAAUCGUUAAAAUCCAUUCUAAAAAUAUUUUAGGGGCAUUUUUCAUACACUUAAACCCAAAUAAGUCGUCUACAGUCAAGCCAGUUCUAAGAGAAAAUUUAAUUUUUAAUUUAGAUGUUCUCUUACAAAAAUCCGAAGUGGAUAAUGUAAAUGUGUAUAAAAAUAUUGCAGGAACAUUGUUAUUUGAAAUUUAUGAUCCAGGAAAAGAUAACACAUUAAAAGAUUGUCCAGAAGAGUACAAAUUAAUUGUGGUGAAUUGUAUUGCAAGUUUACAUGGUUCAAUCAUCGAUGAAGUUGUUCGAAAUGUUUAUAGCAGUGAAACAUUUCUCAUGGUUUUUGCUAAUAUGGUUUAUGUUUGUUUAAAAAUGGCUCAAUUGGAAAAACUUAAAAGUUUAAGAAUAGCAGCAAUUAAAUGUAUAAUGAGUAUAGCUAAAACUACUCAUAAUGAUCCAACAAUUUUAAAAAUAUCAGCUGAUUUAUUUAUGAAAUUUUUCCCAUUAAUCACCAAAGUUUUAAGUGAUAUAACAUUAGAAGAACAAAAAUCUGGGCAUAAAGUAAUUUGUGCUGCUAUUAAUUGUCUUGGUAACUUUUUUUGUUUAUUAAUGCAAAAUAACUCAUCUUCACGUGAUAUUAACUGGUUUAUUAACACCGAUAACCAAUUAGUUAAGGUUUUCAACAAAAUCUUAAAAAUAUGUUAUCAUGAUGAUGAAAGAAUUCGAUUAGAAUUUGGAUUAACUUGCCAUAAAAUUGUUACAAAAUGCUAUUCAUCAAUUCCAAUAACAUCAACGAAAAUUUUCGAAGCUUUAAUUAAACUUUCUGAAGAUUCCAAUCAAGAUGUCUCAAAUAUUUCUCGAAAAGCUUUAGAUUUUUUACUUAUUUUAAAGACAAGCGACCAAGAUUUUUAUGAAAAGCUUUUUGAUCAUCUUGAAGAAAAUUUAUUUGAAACUAUGAACGAAAUCCCUUCGAUUUUUCAUAGUGUUGAUGAUGAUAAAAAGUUAUGCCAAUUAAAUCUACUUUGUGGGUAUUUAAAAUUAUUUAAAAAUCAUAAAUUAUCAAUAUUGUUAUAUGAUCCAAUUAAUUUAAAACAGUUUAUGAUAUCUUUACUAACCAUUUGUACAUUGGAUAAAUUAAAUUUGAGGUUAUUUGAUGAAUACACAAUUCAAGAUUUUGAAAUUCAAGAUUUCAACAAAACACCGUGGAAAACAUUUAAAUAUCAUACAAAUGAAAACGUUGCGACAAAACUAAACGAAUUAUUUCAAUUAUUAUCAAAUGAAGAAAUCGUUCAAGAUAUUUAUUAUUAUUUAAUAGAAGUUUUCGAGAAAGAAACCGAAUUUAAAAAGGAAUCAACGUUAAUUUUAAACGAAAUAAUCUCAAAUAUACCAAAAAAUUUAAACGAUGAUUUAAAAAUAGAUUUAAUUUUGAUUUACUUACAAGAUGAAAAUUUAAAUUUACCAAUUAUUCCAUCUGAAUCGAUACAUUUAAACGAAACUCACGAAAAUACUAUUCAAAUUUGUUUGCAAUUAGAAGGUGUAGGAAAAAUUUGUUUAAAUUUAAACGAAAACCGAUGUAGGAAAUUAUUAUUAAAAAUUUUAUACCCCAUUAUUGAAAAAUCGGGUUCUUUAAAUCCUCUAAUUCGUUUAUCUGGAUUAAAGUGUCUUUUAAAUGUUUCAAAAUCAUCAGGAUUUAUCUCAAUAACGGAUUUAAUCAAUCAAAAUUCCGAUUAUUUUUCUUAUCACGUUACAAGAAAAUUAAAACAUUUUCAAACGAAUAAAACGGUUCUAGAUGUUUUUGGUGUUGUUAUAAAACAUUGUUCUGUGGAAGUUUUAGAUUCAAUUUCGGAUAUUAUCGAAAAUAUAUCCGAACAAACCGAUUUUAUUAACACUGAAGAACAAAUCCCGUUUUUAAGAAUAUACGAUGUAUUUUUGAAAUGUUUAAUUCGAUGGUUCGACGUUAAAAUAAUUUUGGAAAAAGUUAAAAGUAAAAAAGAAAAGAUCGAAGAAAUUUUGAAAGGAAAGGAGGAAUUGAUUGAAGAAAAUAAUGAUUUUUCGGAUGAAAAAAUGAAAAAAAGUGUGGAAGAAAUGUGGAAAGAGGACCAAAAUAAUAAAAUUGAUGAUGAAGUUAUUGGUGGUGAAGAAUGUAAGGUUAAAAUAGUUCUUCCGGUUCAUAUAAAAUUGACGAUUAAAAUAUUAAAAACAUCUUUAAAUUAUUUAUCUUCUCCUAAUGAUGAUAUAAAGAUUUUGAGUUUAGAAAUUUUGAAAAAUGGAUUAGAAAUAGUUAAGGAUUAUGAAAACGAAUUGUUACCUUUGGUGCAUAAAAUAUGGACACCUUUAAAAUAUCGUUUUAAAGAGACUGUUAAACCAUUAAUUUUUAAUUUAAGUUUUCAAUUAUUGGUGGUUAUGGCAAGACUUUCUAGGGAUUUUAUUAGACAACGCACAUCAGUGGACGUUUUAGAAAAUAUUUUAAAUCGACUUACAGUGCUUUCGAAACAAAGCUAUCUAAAAGACCGAGGAUCCGAAUAUAGAACAACCCAAGCUUAUAAAUUACAAAUAGUUAUUUUGGAAAACUUAUCGCGAUUAAUUUGCGACAUAGAAAUAGCAACUGAAGAUUGUUUAAAGUUAUUUGAAACGGUAAAACUCUAUUUAUCUAACAAACAACCCGUAUUAUUGCAAAAUUUAACCGUUCAAUUCUUUAAAACGAUGUUAAUUUACGAUUUUGAAUGCACAAAAAAUUAUUUGGAUUCAUUAAACAUGAAUGGCGAGUAUAAAAAAUGCAUAGUGGAAGUGUAUAAGCAGUAGUGAUUGAUAAGAAAGGUACUAGAAUGAAAAACUUCACUUAAUAAAGUUUUUUUAACCAUUA
This is a messenger RNA of Onthophagus taurus, 2998 nucleotides long. It is a transcript of the gene Tti1, whose product is annotated as Telo2 interacting protein 1. Lineage: Eukaryota; Metazoa; Arthropoda; Insecta; Coleoptera; Scarabaeidae. The record is from RefSeq and is a predicted model, not a curated record. Gene Ontology annotation, cellular component: cytoplasm.